This is a messenger RNA of Talpa occidentalis (Iberian mole), 5185 nucleotides long. It is a transcript of the gene POLR2M, whose product is annotated as RNA polymerase II subunit M. Gene Ontology annotation, molecular function: transcription elongation factor activity. The record is from RefSeq and is a predicted model, not a curated record. Gene Ontology annotation, cellular component: nuclear envelope; intracellular anatomical structure; nucleus. Gene Ontology annotation, biological process: maintenance of ER location; transcription elongation by RNA polymerase II; intracellular signal transduction. The coding region runs from base 108 to 1211 and encodes 367 amino acids. NCBI's taxonomy places the organism in Eukaryota, Metazoa, Chordata, Mammalia, Eulipotyphla, Talpidae. The transcript is spliced from 4 exons.
CCCCGCGCGCGCUCCGGAGUCCCCGCCGGUCGCGGAUCCGGCGCUCGCAGUAGGGGCUGCCGCGGAAGCCGAGUGUCCCCCGCCUCGCCAGCCUCAGCCCCCGCAGAAUGUCCUCGCUGCCCCGCUGCUUCGAGCCCCCAGCUCCCGAGGACUUGGGGCAGCGGAGUUUGGCGGAGCUGCGGGAGAUGUUGAAGCGCCAGGGGAGACUUUUGCGCAACGAAAAAUUCAUUUGCAAAUUGCCCGACAAAGGUAAAAAGAUCCUGGACUCUGUUGCCAAACUGACAGCUGCCAUUGCAGAACGUGAAGAGGUUAGAGAAAAAAGUGAACUGAUUCAUCCUGUUAGUUUAGACUGUAAGCUAAAGCAAAAAGCGGUUGCAGUUGUUGAUGUGGACACACAUAAGGUCAACAAUCCUGACAAGAUACUUGAUACUCCCUCACUGGUUCCUGGCUGUUCCUCAGAAGAUUACGUUAAAUCAUCUAAAACAACCUCACCACAGGGACUUGUGCAUCCUACUCACAAAAGAGAGGAAGAGGCUCCAGAGGUUGAGGACACAGUGAACCAGAGUCCAGCUUCCGGCAGCAGAGCCAGUGCACCUUCCUCAUCUGAAGCUUGUGAGCCUCUCCCUCAGCAUCGUGUGUCAAGUCAAGCAGAAGAUAAUUCCAGCAGCUCCGACAACCUGUCUGAUAAGUUACAAAGGAUCACUAUUGCAGACCCAGGUGAAGACCACUCAGGAGAAAACACAAGCACUGAGAACUUGACAGGCCUUAGUAGUGGGAUUCAAAAGAAGCCUCAUUAUAUGGAAGUGCUAGAAAUUCGAGCCAAAAACCCAGUGCCCCCAACACAUAAAUUUAAAACUAAUGUAUUGCCUUCACAACAAAAUGAUUCAUCUAAUUCUCAUAGAAGAGGGUCUCCUAUUUCCGUAGAGGAAAGACGACACAGGGAUAAGAAGCAUCUUGAUGAUAUCACAGCAGCUCGACUUCUACCACUUCACCACAUGCCUGCACAGCUGCUCUCCAUAGAAGAAUCUUUGGCACUUCAGAAACAGCAGAAACAGAAUUAUGAGGAGAUACAAGCCAAGCUCGCAGCACAAAAACUAGCUGAAAGACUGAAUAUUAAAAUGCAGAGCUAUAAUCCAGAAGGAGAGUCUUCGAGGAAAUACCGAGAUGUAAGGGAUGAAGAUGAUGGUCAGUCCUCUGAUGAUGAAUUCUGAAGAUGGGCAUUGGGAUAACCUCCUAUAUUUCUGCCUGUUGAGAUGUUAUCAUCUCACAUCACUUUUCUAACAAGUAUCAAGAUUGGUGUCAGAUAUUGUUGAGGGAGAAAAUUUUAUAAAGUUAUACAAAAACAGCUAUAAAAAUAGCCCAAUUUAUCUUUCAGAAGAUAACUUUGAUGUGCUUGAAAAGUUUAAUAUUUCAAUAUUGUGUUUAACCACAAUUGUAUUAAAGUUUUGCAGUAUGUUGUGUGUUGGUGUGAUAUUUUAGUAUAGUAGAGAACAUUUUCUUUUCUUUAAGCCAAAUGAAAGCAAGUAACUGCUUUUCCCCUUGUUUUUACCUCUUUCAAAUACUUGUCUUUCAGUGAAAUAUUUACAGGCAUCACCUACAAGAAUUAGAAAGAUAUAGGUCCCUCCUAUUUUGAAUAAUGUGGGAGCAGUCUGGAGGAUUUUAUGCAUGUUUGCAUGGGAUUAUGAGGUACUGGGCAUGAAAUCUAGGAAGACACUCAAUAGAAAACUGCUUAAGAAAUGUUUGUUUCUCUGUCUUCCCUUGGAAAAAUGCUAUCUUCUGAGUAGGAAUAAAGAAUGCUUUUAAUAGAUGCUGGAGGGUGGGUAGUCUUUCUAGAUGAAUUGAUUUGCCCAGAGUAACUAACAUAAGGUAUAGGUAGUCUGAAGAUGACAGACGUAGGCAAAGGGAGUAGUUAAUCUAGUGUAUGACCUGACUUGAGUUCAUAAAAGAGAAGUUCACUGACAGCACAUUGUAAAAUUGAUAAGCCAAAGUUGUUUAGAACUGCAAUUGGUAAUUGUUAAAAAAAAAAAAAAAUACAUUGCUUUUUUUUUCCCCCCAAAAGAGGCAUAUGGAGGCUGAGGAAACCGCAGUCUCCUAAAUAUACAUGUUUAUGUAAUUUUAAAGGAUUAUAUGGUUGUCUUCAGAGAAAUUAACACGUUAUCAAAAAUUUCUUUGUCCAAUAUGUUGGAGUUUUUAAAAGUGUUAAAAGAAUAAAACACUAAUUAGAGCAACUUCAAAAUGUUAAUGGUUAUGUUUUACUGUUCCUUAAUUAAGCUGCUUUAAAAUAGACUGUCCACAUAUGAAAUUUGAAUGAAAAUACAUUUAGGUAAGAUGUACAUGUGAUAGGAAGACUCAGUUCUAUAUCAUCUACUUCCAGGUGUAGCCACUGGCUUCCUACUCCUCUUCCCAAUGCCCCUUUCUCCCUCCACUGAAAGCAAAAUUAAAAGUAGGUUGAGCUAACAUUUUCUUGGAUUUUAGUUUAAUACUAGUGUUAGUGAAUUUCACAAAAUUAUUUGAUACUCUUUAUAGAAUGAAAUAGCUCUGGAAAGCUGGAUAAUAUGAAGGGCUCACAGUCCUCUGUAAUCCCACCACCUAAAUCCAUUCUUGCACCCAGAAAGAGCUUCCGUUAACUUUAGGUGCACGUCUUUUUACUUUCCUAUGUAUAACUAUACAUACGUAUUUUUUUUUAGGAUUUAUUUAUUUAUAUAAGAGCUGGGGUACAGGUGAGAGGCAUGGCAGGGUGAGAGGAUUCGCCAGAGACAGAGUGGGGAGCAGAACAGGAAGACGGCCCGAAAGCACUGCUGAAGGGAGCAGCGGACGAGGCAGGAGGGGUCUGCUACGUUAUGUGGGUAUCUCCCUGGCUGGCCGGGAAUCGAACCCGUGCUGCAGAGGCUGCAGACAGCUUCACAGCGCUGUGCUCAACCUGCUGCACCACCGGGGAGGCCCUGCAUAUGUAUUUUUAAUAAUGCAAUCAUACAUUGGUGUAGUCUGUUCUAUAUGUUGUAAACUUUUCCACAUUAAAUAUUUUGCAUUUUAGAUGGUUGCAGAAAAUUCCAUUAUGUGGGUAUACCAUAACUUACUAUAACAAGGGUAUGUAAGCUUUGAGAAUGUUUAUAUUCAUCACUAACCUCAAGAUCAUAUCCCUUUACAUUCUCACUAGCAAUAUAUCAAACUCACAAAUUGAAAACUGCAAUUUAAAUCCUUUGCAAAUUGAAUAAUUACAGGAAAGGAUGACAUUAAGAUUAGCAUUUGAUUACUUAGGGAAGAUUGGGUGUUUUUUUUAUAUACAUUUGCUUUUUUUUUAAAAAAAAAAAAUCUAUUCAUUUAUUUAUACAAGCACUGGGUACAGUCAGAAGCACAGGAGAGUGAGAGAAUUCACCAGAGCCAGAGCAGGGAACAGAACAGGCAGACCGACAAAACACACUGCUGAGGGGAGCAGUGGGCGGCAGGAGAGGUCUGCGUACCAUGUGGGACCCUUGCCAGCGGCCGGGAUCAAACUGGCACUGCAGAGGCUGCAGGCAGCUUUGCAACCCAGCGCUCAACUGCUGCGCCACCAGGAGAGUCCCCUACAUUUGAACUUUUAUGUUUAUUUGCCAUUUUCAUUCUUUUAAGCAUUGCUUAUUCGUAUCUUCUCUGUAUUCUCUUAAGAGGUUGCUAUUUUUAUGAAUUAAGAUGUUUAUUUUUUUCAUGUGAUAUAUUUUUAGUGUGCCAUUUGCCUUUUAAUACAAUUUGUGUUUUGGUCUAGAGGCGGUUUUCUUUGGCAGUCAACUUUGCAGAGGUGUGGAGCUUGCCUUCUUUAUCCCAAGGAUAGGUACAUAAAUAAUCUUUAUAUUUUAAUAUUGAAAAAAUCAUUUUUACACUUAUUGCUAAUUCAAAAGGUAAUUUCUAAUCCAUCUCAAAUUUACUUGGGGAUAUGGUAAUAGGUUAAAAAUUAAACUUAACCUCCUUCCUUUUGUGUCCCAGAAGUAACUACUAUCCUGGCUUUAUGGUAAUACCUACCCCCCCUUUAAAAAAGUGGUUCUACCAGUAAAUAUGCAACAAUACAGUUAGUUCAUUUUGCCUGGUUUUGACUUAUAAAAAUGAGAUACUAGACAUUGUGUCUGGUGUCUUCACUCAUUUUCAUUGCCGUGUAAUAUGCCAUUUCGUGAAUACCACCUGUUUGGCUAUUCUACUGUAAUGGGCACUUGUGUAUUUUCACUUUUCGGCUUUUAAGACUGCAGUGAGCAUCUUUGUGUACAUAAACACAUUUCUGUAGGUUAUUUGCCUAAAGAGUUUAGUUGCUGGAUUAUAAGAUAUGCAUAUCUUUAAUAUUUUACAUUCCCUUCUGCCCCCAUCCAACAUGUAAACAAUACCAACACUUGGUUUUACCGGACUUUUAGUCAAUGUGAUGUUUUUAUAGUUGACAGAUGUUUAAUUUUGCAUACCCUAGUUAGGAAUUGCAUUGAACAUCUUCAUAUGUUCAUUGUUACUAGAUUUCUUUUGAAAAUUUCCCAUUGAAAUCUUUUGUCCAUUUUUCUGUUGUGUUCAUAUGUCUCACUGAUUUGUAGAAUGUAUUCGGGACACUAAUCUAGUUGGUUAUAUUUAUUGUCAAUAUCUUCUCCCUCUGUUUUAUGUUUCAUUCUCUUCAUUGUUUUUAAUGAACAGAUUCUUAAUUUUAAUGGGAAGUAUAUCUUAUGUUUAGUGUCCUAUUUUGAAGAUUCCUGUCCUGAGGUCAUGAGGAUAUUUUCUCUUAAAUCUUUUUUGUUAAAAAUGUUUUGUAAUUUUGCCAUUUCUGUCAUGUCUGAUUCCUGUGUGAGGAAGGGUUUUUCUGGAUGGCUACUUGUCCAGGUACUAUGCAGUGCAACUUCUGCCAUCUGUCAAGCCUCUGUAAAUACCUGUGUUACUUUCGAGGUUCUCUCUUUAUUUCCAUUAAUCCGUAUGGGCUAAUAUUAUGACACUGUAUGACAGCUGUAUAUUAAGGCUUCAACAAAACCUGCCAUCCUUUUCUUUUAGAGUGGCUUGACUAUUUUUGGCCCUUUGCAUUUUCAUAAAAAUUUUUGAAUCAGUUUGCCUUAUUUUACACAAUAAUGGUAGUACAAAUUUCCAUUCAUUUUCAAAAAAAUGUUUCAUAUUUUGACGUUUACUUCAGUGUAAAAAUCUGUACUUUAAAAACAUCAAUUCCAAAGAGCACCUGCACCCCUAUGUUUAU